AUGGCUGAAGAUACUGUUGAACAGGGCCUGGUGCAGGUGGACAGCAUUCGCGACGAUGAUCCAGGCUACGACGAUGGUGCUUCAUACGAGCCUAACGACAACGAAGAGCAAGAGCGGAUGGACCUAGUCCACCAUAUUUACCGACUGCUGCUGAAGGGCGCCCUCCAUCUCGCUCCUAUCAGCGAACAUCCCCAGCGCGUUCUUGAUCUAGGCACAGGAACUGGUAUUUGGGCUCUAGAGUUUGCCGACGAAUAUCCCUCGGCUGAAGUACUUGGCUCGGAUUUAAGCCCUAUUCAGCCACAGUGGACCGCCCCUAACUGCAGCUUCGAGGUUGACGACUUUGAAGAUAAUUGGACCUACAACAGAAAGUUUGAUUACAUCCACACCCGCGAGAUUGGAGGCUCUGUUGCCGAUAUCGACAAGCUUAUACAGCGCGCAUACGAGCAUUUAGCCCCGGGCGGGUACUUUGAGAUUCAAACCUCCGUGUCGAGAUUUGUAUCCGAUGAUGGCUCGGAUAAGAAAGCACCACAUUCUGUCAAGUGGGCGUCACUUAUUACUGAGGCACUGUCAAGGUUUGGAAAGCCUUGUGACACGGCCCCAGAGUACAAGGACAAAAUAAACGCGGCUGGCUUUGUUGAUGUCCAGCAGGAUAUCCGCAAGCUGCCCAUUGGUGCCUGGCCAAAGGAUCCAGCUCUGAAGACCAUUGGCAGAUACCAGGUUGUUCAGCAGACACAGGCCGUUGACUCGUAUACGCCGGGUAUUUUGUCCAACGUACUUAACUGGAAGGACGAUGAAAUCCAGGUGCUUGUUGCCAAGGCGAAGAAGGAUCUUAAGAACCCAGAAGCCCAUCUUUACCUUCCUGUCUACUUUAUUUGGGGCAGAAAACCGCUUGCAGCAUAA
This is a messenger RNA of Grosmannia clavigera kw1407, 900 nucleotides long. Its product is annotated as umta methyltransferase family protein. Bases 1 to 900 code for a protein of 299 amino acids. The transcript has 7 exons. NCBI's taxonomy places the organism in Eukaryota, Fungi, Ascomycota, Sordariomycetes, Ophiostomatales, Ophiostomataceae. The record is from RefSeq and is a predicted model, not a curated record. Gene Ontology annotation, molecular function: methyltransferase activity.